Molecule: messenger RNA, 1134 nt
Organism: Panicum virgatum (switchgrass)
Lineage: Eukaryota; Viridiplantae; Streptophyta; Magnoliopsida; Poales; Poaceae
Product: Golgi integral membrane protein 4-like
Exons: 7
Coding region: 1-1134 (377 amino acids)
Source: RefSeq, a predicted model, not a curated record
AUGGAUAAUAUUGAUGAGGUGACCGACAAGCGGAUGAAGGCUUUGAAAGAGAUUGAAAAAGACAAGCUUCGGGUUGCUAGAGCUUACAACAAGAAGAUAAAAGAUUUGGACACUGUAGAGUGGCACUAUCUGGUGAAGUUUUUUGGUACUCCUGAAUUCCAGGCUAGAAGUGCCAGGAAUACUCAGAAUCGGCUUCUUAGAAAGACACAACAUCUGGCUGGCUCCAAGCCUUUUUCUCAGUUGAGUUACGAGAAGAGGGACCCAGAAACUGGGGAAGAGCUGAAUGAUUUGGACCUUUGGUUGAUGACGCACACUAAGGAUGGGUCAUGGACAAACCAAACAUCAAAGGAUAUAUAUGAUACAGCAAGCGCCAAAAUUUCAGAGAGGGAAUCGAAUGCUUCAUACGGCAACAUCGUUAGAAACGUGGAGAGAAACCUGAUUUUCCAGAAAGCAUACCAGGAAGUCACAACUUCCAAAAAGAAAAGGUUGCAUGGUAAUGGAUACAUGGAUGUGUACCCAACUAGAAGGCAGCUACUGCUUAAGGACUUCAACAACAGAUCCAUGACUGAGCAGCAAAUUCAUGAGGAAAACUUAGCCAUUGAGGAAUCACUUGGGAAGUUACACAACCACAUGGCACGACGAGAUGCUGAACAGUUGGAGGAAAUGGCAACUUUCAUGCAAGAAUUUGAAGCCCAAAAGGAAGAGCAUAGGCUUGCGAUGGAAGCGCUGCAGGAAGAACAUAGGAAGGAGUUGGAAGAACUGAGGAAGGCAAGGGAGGCCGAUAAAGAAGCCCUUAAGAAAGAGCUCCUCUCAAUGAUGAAAGAAGCACAAGGAAAUGAAGCUUUACACCAGCCAAACAAUGAUGGAAAUAAUGGAACUACACAAGGGUCUGGUGCAACCCACAUUACUCAACAAGAUGAAGAACAAACUAACACUGAUGCACCUCCUUUACCUCAGAUGGUCUCCUCUGAGAAAGCUAUAGUCAGUGAAGUCAACAUCAUCAAGGCGACCAUGGAGGAGCUCGCAGACGACGAGCGCCAGGCCUACCUCAUCACUGAAGAGCACUUGAAGGAGCAAUUCCUUCAUGGAUUCAAGGAGUGUGCCGUCCUUCAAGUUGAACGAAGACAAGGUUGA